AUGCAGACAACGAACUCACCUCUUGUCUCGAGAGCUGUGGCGCGCCUAUGCGCCAUCCUCGGCGAUGAGCUGCUCCCGGUCGUGAUUUGGCUUUCCAUGUUUGGCGCCACGCGUCUCGCACCCUCCCUGGUGCUGCACUUAUCAAUGUCUCUCCCGCAGGUGAUGGACGUGCCGCGACUGCUGCUGUGGCGACGAAGGCGCGGCGUCUACGACGGUGCCCGGAACAGCAGUUAUUUGGGCACAAGCAUCAGCGCCGCUGCCGACGCCGCCGCCGCGCAUCUUGCGGAGCUGAUCAAGAGCACACCUCCGGGCUCCAGCAGCGACGGUAUUCUCCUCGGUGGCGACAGCAGCAGCGGUGGAGCUUAUGACGCAGCGCUCCGCGCGUCGUGGCAGCGUAUUUACCAUCAGUCGCUCGAGGUGCUCGUCUCCCUCGUCACGUACCCGACACGUUUGUGGACGUAUUUUCUUUUCCAGCGCGGCCAGCGCGCGUCGCUCAGGGGUGCAGCCGAUGCAGCGCGCAGUGGCGGGAACGGCCGAGCAGCGGUGGCGGAGCUUCUCGUGCGCCUCGUAACCAGCUUCACCUCCACGUGGAUUCACGCGAGCGGCAGCAUGCUCUUGGACACCAUCGUCACUUACCUCAGUACUCGCAUCGGCAGCUGGGGUAGCGGCAGCGUCGGUGGUGGCAGCGCCAUCGGAGGCCGUGGCAGACGCCACAGCGGCUGGCGUGACCUGCUCGUCGCGUCGUGCGUGUCGACCGGGCUCAACUUUGUACUGCAGACAUACUGGGUAGAGGCAUUGACGAGCAUGGGCGAGCUGCGGGCGCUGCCGCUGGCGACCACAGCUCAAGAGGCGCUGUCGCUGUCCUUCAGCGAGCGGAUACAGCUUGCGCUCUCAGCCCUCUCUCGCCUAGGCAGCAAGGAAUUCCUGUACCGCUUGUGCCGCGUGGCGCUGCAGCCGCAGCCGGACCAGCGGACUAGCCCCGCCGAGGGGGAGCGGGUGUACGCGUCGCCGCCGUCGCCCUCAAACACAGCAGCGCUGCAACCACGCACUCCCGCGGCCGAUUCGUCGCUGCUGUCCUUCCCAGCUUCCGCUACGCCGCGAGCGCAGUCCCAACCGGCGCGUGUAUAUCUUUGUGGCGGCAACGCCCUCGUCUUCGCCCUCAGCGGCUUUCGCUUUGCCUACUACGGCGACCCGCAGCAGCUCACGACGGCUGCGUCCAACUGGUUUACGGACGCCUUGGACCUCGUGCUGCGGCAGGCGCGCCAGCGGGCCGCGGCGCAGGACGGCCGUGUGACCGAGGCGCUGCUGGAGGGGCAGGUGUGGCGACCACCUGUGUCGUCGUCGUCGCCCUCACACACCCACGACGUCGUUCUUGCUCCCGCCGCCUCCCUGCAGCUCCUCCCUGUGUAUAUAGCGAACUUUGCCGUUGGCGCCGGCGUCGGCCUUGUGUGGCGGAGGCGCCACCUCCUCACCGCGGCCCGCCGUGUGCCGCUGCUGAGAAAAGUUGUGAAGCUGCUGUUCCCGCUGCCGCCGCCGCCACUACGGCUGCCUGAGGCGUUGCAGGAGCUGAGUCCGGAGUGCCAUGUGCUGCUGGUGCACCCGGAUGGCCGGGUCGAGGUUUCCGGGGACGCGCCGCUGCCGGAGUCUAUUUCGAAGGCCGAUGCGCCGGCAGCGACGACGACGAUGCCAGACACGUCCUCUGCGGAUGCCUCCCCCUCGCCAAGAGUAACACGCAUUGUAGCGGCGCAGGACUUGUUCUGCCCUAUCAAGCGCACACUGAUGUGUGACCCGGUGCAGACCGCUGACGGUUUCACGUACGACCGUGACAGCAUCGAGGAGUGGCUGCUGGCGCACGACAGGGCGCCGCUCACGAACUUGCGUCUCGAUAGCACGGCGCUGCGUGUGAACUGGCGAGCGCGGCAGCUAAUCAGCGGACUUGUUCUGCAGUACACCGCUGCGGCAGGAAUGACAAGCAUCUGA
Leishmania major strain Friedlin is the source of this 1980-nucleotide messenger RNA. RefSeq lists its product as hypothetical. The coding region runs from base 1 to 1980 and encodes 659 amino acids. Gene Ontology annotation, molecular function: ubiquitin-protein transferase activity. NCBI's taxonomy places the organism in Eukaryota, Euglenozoa, Kinetoplastea, Trypanosomatida, Trypanosomatidae. The record is from RefSeq and is a predicted model, not a curated record. Gene Ontology annotation, biological process: protein ubiquitination. The transcript has a single exon.